Messenger RNA from Varanus komodoensis (Komodo dragon), 8547 nucleotides. RefSeq names its product G protein subunit beta 4 (gene GNB4). Gene Ontology annotation, cellular component: cytoplasm; heterotrimeric G-protein complex. The record is from RefSeq and is a predicted model, not a curated record. The transcript has 9 exons. Gene Ontology annotation, biological process: G protein-coupled receptor signaling pathway. Gene Ontology annotation, molecular function: protein binding; signaling receptor complex adaptor activity. Lineage: Eukaryota; Metazoa; Chordata; Lepidosauria; Squamata; Varanidae. The coding region runs from base 2183 to 3073 and encodes 296 amino acids.
UUUGUGACAUUCCGAGUGGAGUCUUAAAAAAAAGAAAGAAAGGAGAAAAAAAAAAGAGACAAAGAAGAACCAGAAGACGCGCAACGCAGGCCAGGGACGGCGACGUCAGGAGAAAAAGACAUAAAAUCGCAAGUAUUACUUCUCUUUACUAGUACUCUUAAGAGUGGAAAAGAGACUCAAUCAAGAUGAGUGAACUGGAGCAGUUACGGCAGGAGGCAGAGCAGCUCCGGCAUCAAAUCAGAGUAAGGUGUCCUCCCAGCACACUGACCCUAAAUAAUAAUAAAUGGGGAUAUGUUAAGGUCUUAUUGUGGGGUGUAAGGGAAAGAAAAGGAAAGGUCUUUUGCCUUUCAUUUUUUGCCAUUCCCUUCCCUUCUUUUUGCCCAGCACCUUCUGCCUUUGAGUUCAUCAAAGGCAUCUUUGGGAGGCUGGUGAUGCUCUUGCAGAGCUUUUAGAGCACGGCGCUGAACCUCCCUGAAGUCCGCUCAUUGGUGUGUUCAGUGGAGCCAGCACUGUGUCCAGUGUCCCUUGCUCAGAGUUCCCUUGCUUAGCCCCUGUGGUGCAUUCAUAGCCAGUGGCUGCAUGUGUGAGCUCUCUCCCCUGUGACCCUAGUGCCAAUUUGGGCUAAGAAUCAACAUGACAAGCUGUGCAGAUCUUCUACGUUCAAGCCCCACCAGCCCAGGGAUGUCCUUUGGACACAUUUGGAAACUGUCCAGGCCAGAACUGUAAAAUGGCUGCCACGGGAAUGGUACAAGGCAGAGGUUGGGUUUGUGCCCUAGAUACUACAUAUUUGACCUCACAAGGUGUGAUGAAACACCUCACAUCGCAGAAGAAGAAAUUUGUUCCCAAAUCACACAUGUACAGACCAGUUUGUAUUCAACCACUCAUGCAUGGACUAAACUACUCUCCUCCCACGCAAGCAGUUUCCCCUUACUGUUCUUCCAGGCUGCUCCCUGCUCUUCUUUAGCCCCCCCCCCCCAACCCAGUUGCAGAUGCAGCAACCUGUUUCUUUAAAUAAUAGUUUUAGCAGACUGCAUGGACAUACUGGAAUUCAGAGCACCUGGCUCUAGUUUCCCUGCCUCUUCUUUUCCUUUCUGAAGAAGAGUGCUGAAGGGUAAGCAAGCCCAUGUGUGACUGAGAGAGAGAGAGAGAGCGAGAGAGCGCGCACAUGUACGAGCACAAGCAAGCCAAUAUAUGGUAAUAUGAUCUCCUUAGUACAUGUAGAUUGAGAAAGGAAAUGGCUUUUCUCCUUGGCAUUGUCAUCCUUGUGAGAGCUUGUAGAUUACACAAAACGCCCGAGUAAAUUCCACAGGCUACUAAUUGUGAUGGAACUAUUUGUUCAUUUGUUAUCCAUGAUACUGGCACGGGCAUGUCUGAAUCCUUCUUUCAAGGAUAAAACUUUUUGUAUAUGAAAAGCUCAUAAGCCCAAAAAGAUGAUAUCUUGAACUAGCCCAUCUGUUAAUUUUUUCCCCCUCUGGCAGGGAGGAGUUUUCCUGUUUUCACCCCCUUGAGCAUCCAGUUCAACAUAGGUCGUCUAGGGUGGCAUAGUCCAGGAAAGGUUUUGCUAUUUGAUUCUACUGUUGAUAAAAAUAACCUUUCUAUCUAUGAGUAGAACUACUUUAUACUACACUUGCUUUAAGCAGCACCAGAUCACAAAGUGUACCCUCUUUAAGCUUAAUACUGCCUUGUUAAUUGUUCACACAAAAGUACAGUUGACUUGCAGACCAGCUUUCACCUUGCAUUCUUCAAUGCAUUCUGUUUUCUUUCAGAGAAGUGCAAACAGGUAGGGGAAAAUAUAGCUGCUCUCUAGCUACAUUUCACUGUUAAUGGAAAGCUGGAAGUGGUCUGCAGAUGUUUAUGAGUUCGAUGAGAUGGAUGGCAAGGGUUAAUGAGAAUUGCUUUGGGUUAAAUGUAUUGUCUACCACUUUGUACCUGUGCAGAAGAGCUAUGACUGGGCAAGCUUCCAGAACUGGCAAGCCAAGAUAGAAUUACUCCCUCUGGAAAAAGAGGCACUAAUGUCAUAUCAAGUAGAUUUGUGGUAGUCAAUAGAGCUUGUGUUCAAGCUGGCUUCCAAUAUAUACAUUAAUCUUUUUUAAAAUUUAUUUUAAAGGAUGCUAGAAAAGCUUGUAGUGACACAACUCUUGCUCAGAUCACUGCAAGUCUUGAUUCAGUGGGUCGAAUCCAGAUGCGCACGAGACGGACCCUGAGAGGACAUUUAGCUAAAAUUUAUGCCAUGCACUGGGGAUCUGAUUCAAGGCUACUAGUGAGCGCUUCCCAAGAUGGAAAAUUAAUUAUUUGGGAUAGUUAUACAACAAACAAGAUGCAUGCCAUCCCUCUGAGGUCUUCCUGGGUGAUGACUUGUGCAUAUGCACCGUCUGGAAAUUACGUCGCAUGUGGUGGAUUGGACAACAUCUGCUCUAUAUAUAACCUGAAAACAAGAGAGGGCAACGUACGAGUGAGCAGAGAACUGCCCGGCCACACUGGGUAUUUGUCCUGUUGCCGCUUUCUAGAUGACAACCAAAUAGUCACGAGCUCAGGAGACACUACCUGUGCUUUGUGGGAUAUUGAGACUGGUCAACAGACAACUGCUUUUACUGGACAUUCAGGAGAUGUAAUGAGUCUCUCCCUGAGUCCAGACAUGAGCACUUUUGUUUCGGGUGCCUGUGAUGCAUCAUCCAAGCUCUGGGAUAUUCGAGAUGGGAUGUGCAGACAGUCUUUCCUAGGUCAUGUGUCUGACAUCAAUGCAGUAUGUUUCUUCCCCAAUGGACACGCAUUCGCCACUGGCUCUGACGAUGCCACUUGUCGGCUCUUCGAUCUGCGAGCAGACCAGGAACUCAUGAUGUAUUCUCAUGACAACAUAAUCUGUGGCAUCACGUCAGUAGCUUUCUCAAAGAGUGGCCGCCUCUUGUUGGCAGGGUAUGAUGAUUUCAACUGCAAUGUUUGGGACACCCUGAAGGGAGAACGUGCAGGUGUUCUUGCUGGGCAUGACAACAGAGUCAGCUGUUUAGGUGUUACUGAUGAUGGCAUGGCAGUAGCGACAGGGUCUUGGGACAGUUUUCUCAGAAUCUGGAAUUAAUCCAGCAGCUGAAACACACACAGAUUAGACACGCACACCUUCUCCACUGAGAUCUGGAGAGUUCAAUGCUGCAGCCUAUUGCUGUGAAAUAACAUUUCUACCUUGUAUUUACAGGUGAAGUUUUUCUACUCGCUGAUUAUUGCAUAAAUAGGCAUACUGUAAAUGAAGUUUAAAAAAAAAAAAUCAAGUGAAGAAGUGAUAGGUGGGGAAAAUCGGUGACUUGUUUUUUUCUUCAGAGGAAGGACGUGGAGGGUCGCGCAUGUAUUCAUGGUGACCGGAGCUAAAAGAGCCAGGCUGUCUUACGUUUGGCUUGGCUGUGUUGUCCUGGGGGGAAUUUCUGCUUGUGCCCCAGCUCUGCUAAUUCUGUACCUUUUUGUACAUAACUGAAUAUACACAUAGCAGCCAAUCAUGUAACAUUCUGUCUGUAAGUAAAGAAAUAAUGUUUGCAUUUUUUUAAGAAACUGCAUUUAUAUAGCUCUACAUUUAACCUGAGAUGUCUCCUCUUGAGUUCCACAAUGGAUCAGUUAGAUCGCUGUUUUAAAUGUGUCUUUUAAUUUUUUUUUGCCAGGGGAGGGGGGACUUUACUGUAGAAACUGUGUGAACUUGAUGAGCUGUUUGUGGAUUUUAUAACAGAAGGUGUUUGAAUUAUUGCUUGAUCUGUUUUUGAUUUUGUGUCUGUUUAAAAGAAACACACCCCAGUGACUCCUUGUGACACCUGGCGCCUUACUUGCUUGUUGACCUAUUUAUUUAAAUAUGGGGUUUGUUCGCUGCGUGCCAGUGGAUCCUGGCCAAUCUGUUGAUAGCCAGGGGCUCUAAGCACCAUGGAUCUGAAUAGGCCUUCAGAUACACCCUUUGACUAUAAGGGCAGAAUUUUGGGUGUGUCCAGAAUUUGAGCUUCCAGCAGACUCUAAUGUGACCUGGCUCAGCAUGCAAAUUGAGGGGACGAGCAUUGAUCUUGCCAAAUGACUGAGCCAAUUAAUGAUGGAUGGAUACAUGUAAACAGGAAAUUUUGACCUACUAUAAUAUUGCUGACCUGUUCUGUCUGGUGUGCCAUUGGUUUUAGAACCACCUUGAAUAAAAGCUCUUGAUAUAUCCCUCAUGGGACUUCAGCCACUCCAAAUGCAUGUGGGCCAUACUCUGUUCUGAAUGUUCCUUCCCUCCCCUGCAUUAAAAUUCUCCUGUGCAUUCAGCGAUGAAUAUGAUUCAGGUAGAAAACAUCUCCCUGAUUUACUAGUUUUCCACUUGCAGUGUAAUGUUAAAGUAGGAUACAUUCAGAUGAACUGUUCUCCUGCUACGUAACUCGUGGUGGAGGGCAGUCUGGUGAGGUCUGCUGUACACGUCCCAUCAGUAUUUGAAUGGGUUUUUGAACCCAUUGAUUCAGCUAGCAUCAGCCAGCCCCUGCAGGAAACACCAGAACUUCAUUCCAAUUCUGCCAAAUUACGUAGUGAGUGAUCCAGAUGCUCCACAGCAGAACAGAAUUGCCUUUUAUGCAUGCGCGUGACACAGCAUUUACUCGGGAAUCUGCCUUCCCCUUGCUUCCCCUCUCUUUCGAAUGCUGUAUCCCACUUUAAGAUCUUGUCCCGUUAUUUAUUGUUGUCUUUUACUAAGAGCCGGGUGUGGUGGAGGGACAUUGUGUGAAGCAAGCCUUGCGACUGGAAUUUCCAGUCUUUUACAUGUUCAUAUGAAAUAAAGUGCAUCCAGCAGUGGCUUUAAAGAACUGGCCUGUUCACAUAGGUAGGUUAAGGACCGGUUAGCAAUAGAUUUCUUUAAAAGUCAAUAUUUGUGGUUGGUCAGUACCUGUGCUUGCGGCAGGCAUUAUGUGGCUGCUCCCUUAUGGAGGCAUUUUGUGGCGAGAAGGGGAGCGAGAUCCAGUCCUUCAGUGUGCACAGAGGAUGUGUGUUUUUCAUGUCGUUACAUGUCCCAUUUGCUCAGUGUCUGAGGAAAAAGAGGAACUCCUAGCUCCAGUUCCUCUAACAAGCAUGCAUAACUGUCAGUGUUUUAAAACAGAUUCGAUGCAGAACCAUCUGUCCUGUCAAGUUCAACCAAACUUCUAGCCUUUUUCAGCCUUUUAGUUUGCCCUCUUUUUUUGGAGGAGGGAGCAGUUCAUGUGCCAAGCACAGGCAAUGUAGGAGCGUUUUUUUUUUUUUUUUUUUUAAAGACACUAGUAUCCUCUUCAAGUGUGAAGAUGCAUGUUUCUGCCAAAAGCAAAUACUUAAAACAUGUGUAGGACCAAAUUCACAAGCACAUGUAAUUCUGUUUUUUAUAUGGAUCACGAUGUUCUGAUCCAAUCUUGAUGUCAGUAUUGAGCUACCAAGUUUUUCUGCAAUUAUUGACAGCUGACUGUUAUUUUAAUUCAGACCUGUGUUCAGACAGGCCUUCCAAAUUUUGUAGGAAGUGCUUCUAACAUCAGUCCCUCCUCCCCCACUCCUUUAUAAGAAACACAGCCAACUCUGGGAAUGGCCUUAAGCUUGCCUUAUGCCAAUAAGAAUGUGAUCCUUGAGCAGAAAAUACUGUACAGUAGCAACAGAAAACGUUGAAAUUAAAAUUGGUAAGGCAAAAAGACUGGCAGAUGUUAUACAGCCUUAAGGAAUUUUAGAAAUACAUUUGUUGUGCUUUGUGUUAGCUCGGAGAUAGCAUUUGCAUCCAUGUGUUGGCUUUUGGAAAUACUCUCAUGGGGCAAGUGCAUUUAAUGGAUUAAGUCAUUCGUACAGCUUGCUGGUUAAUGAAGUUGUAAGCAGUGGCUGGAUUUCUGGCUUGGCUUCUGUCCUAGGACAAUCUUAAGGAGAAAUUGUGAAAAUAGGUGUUCAUACGAAUGUACAUGUCCUUGAGAGUUGUUCUAGAGUAACCCCAUAGAUUAAGCAGUCGCAUCCACAAUGAAAACCAGCUAUGCUUGUUGUCCUUUACAUAUGUACUUUACUGCAGUUUUUCUGUGUUGCUUAUCCCAGGGGCAGUUGCUCUUAGUAGAAUGAGUGAAUAUUUUCCAUUACCAAGAGCAACUGCAGAGUGGUUGAGGUUUGAUGGUGAAUGUCCAUGUAUGGUGUGUUUGGACCCAUUGCAUGGAAGGCACAUUGUCAGGCACCUGUUGCAUCCUUUAUGGGGAAUGUGGCAUCCCUCUGAAUGCUAGACCGCUCCUAUGUAUUAGCUACAUACUAAUCCUGAUGCUUUGGACUUGGUAGUUUUAGCAUUGUUCAUAGUGGGCAUUCUCUGUUCAGCACAACCCUCUUGGAAAAAAGGAUAUACUUGAGUCGCAGGCUGCCACCUUGUAUACCUUCAUUGGGUGCAAUGGGUCUGUUCCUGGGCAAUUACUAUACAGCAUUGCAGUGGAUUUCAAGCUUAUGUUAAACUGGCAGAAAAUUAUCACUGCAGCAAUGCAGGAUUACUCUUGCUUCUAAGAACACAAGCUACAUAGGCUACGUUACAAAAUUCCUCCCUAUUUGCCAAGUUUAUAAUUUGAAAAGCACCAACUGAACCUGAAAUCUGGGUAUUAGAAAUCCAGCUGUCCUUCAGGAGGAUCUGCUCUCUGUGUUACUCAGCAUGGGAACCAUUAUCUUGCAGCUACAGGAUUUAGUACCAUUUUACCAAAAGUGUUUACACACUAGUUGUUACCAGGGAUGUACAGCCAGAGGGGAGGAGGUGGUCAUUGACAGCCUCUGGUGAAGCAAGUUUUCACUAGGGGAUGACCUGAACUCCUGUGGUGAGCUGUGCUUCAUGUGGACAGGAGAGAAAGAGCUCUCAUGUAAUGUGUAUAGACUGCACCACAUUAAGAUAAAUCACAGCUGUUUGAAUUAUGUGUGUUACCUGCAGGCUAGGUCCUUUCCACCUAAAACACCUUGAACUUUUCAGGGUUGAUUCAUGCAAUGGUUUUACACACACACACACGCACGCGUAUCUAAAUUGCAAUUUAGCCAUUUCCUUAGCAUACUUUAAAAGUGUAAUUGAACAAGGAUUGGGUGAGUUGCAGCUUGGAGAGAAUAACAUUUGAGUUUCUAAAACUCUGUCCUAUAGCAAAAAUCCAUGUUGGCUUAGAAUACAGGCAAAGUGUUUAGAGUUUUUUUCCCCUUCCCUUUCCCAGCCUCCUAUCAAAUUUUGUGUGUGAUGCAGCUGUAUGAUUAGAUAGGUAAUCAGUUGUUAGCGUCAAGUAGCACAUGUAUUGGAGUGAUUGGCAAUACUAUUUCCAGUAGAUGUAACAAAGCUGGGAUUGAUGGUGCCAAAGAAUGAACAUGGUGUGUUUAAUUAGUAGUGUUAAGAUUCAUUCCAUGGAGUGGCUCAAGUGGUAUAAGCUGCGCUUCAGCCGUAGACUUCAGUCACAGGGAAGGCCAGGCCACAGAACACCCUGUGCCUGCAGUAGGGCUGUGUGUGACUGGUCUACAGGCAGCGCAUUUCCUCUUUUGGUGGAAUCCAAUGCCCUGCCUGUGCACUGGGUCGUUUCAGUGUUCUCUCCUCCACCCUUUUUCACUUCUUGCCUCCUGAGAGGGUUACACCAACCUGGGGUGAGGGCCUCUUGAACAGCAUUUGCUGCAGCAGGAGGGGCUGCACCUGAAAGGGGGGAAACGCUCCUCCAGGUAUGCAUGGAGUCCCUCUGGGCCCACAUGCAGGACACUUUAGGAUACUGCCUCUUGCAUAGGAAUGUCGGGUUAGCUUCUGACCUUGGAAAUGGAGCUGUGUUAGCUGCUCCUACCUUAAGCUGGCACUCAUACUGCCCAAGUAACUUCUUCCACAUUUGAGGCACUGCAAGUCUCUUUUCUUUUAAGUCAAUUAUUGUGUAAAAUACAUGCAAGACUGUUAAAUGAUCAGUGAUGUUAUGGUGAGUCCGUGAACAGUGUUACUAAUGACUUAUAAAUGAUAAGAUUUUUUAAAAUGUGCCUGACCUUUCUUGUGCCACACAAUGUUUGGUUUUUGACUAAUAUGGGCAUCUUAGAAAUACUUCAAGCCUUUGUUUUUACAACACAAUGGUGCUCUCUUUGUUUCCUCCUCACUGCAGUGCAUCUCCACAUGUGUAUACUUACAUCUUCACUCAAUGGAAUUGCGUCUAAUUGUUUUCAAAAAUGGGUGGUCUUUUUACUUUUGCUCUUACUAAUGACUUAUUCCAACAUACCAUAUCCAGGAGAUGUGUGUGUGCAUGGUGGGUUGUAUUUUUGUUUUUGUUUUUCUUUCAGUUGUUUCCAGCUUCUUUAGAGGAAAACCUUCCAAAACUUUUCCAGGUACCAAGUGAUUCUGCACUGCCUUUUGGAUUGUGUAUUAAGAAAGUCUUAAAUCUUUUUAUUUAACCUGAUUGAAAACUAAGAACCCAGGGACUUGUGCCAUUUGUUCUUUAACAGUGCUGUUGUAUAAAGAUUUCCCUGUGGAAAAAAAUCACUUGCUAUGAAUUGUUUAUAGUUUUCCCCAUAAUGAAUCUUUGUAUUUGUACAGUGGCUCAGUGAAAGAUGUUGCCCUGACUUGACAUUGUAACCAAUAAACAACUGCUUUUAACUAGG